AUGUAGGAUAUUUUGGCCACGGACAUUUUGGCUACGGACACUUUGGUCAUUGGCCACCAAACUAGGACGGUUUGGCCACGGCAGCAAACCUUAGGAGGAUGUUUUGGCCACGAAAAAUUCACAGUACUGUUCUUUAUUUUUCACAUAUUUUUUUUUCACUUAUAAUUCGUGAUUGUGAAAAUGUCUGACCAGUUUACUUCUUACUUGAUUAAUUACUUACUUAACUUGAUUAAUCUUACCAGAUUACCUUACUUAAUUAAUCAUUACCAGAAAGAGAGAGAGAGAGAGAGAGAGAGAGAGAGAGAGAGAGAGAGAGAGAGAGAGAGAGAGAGAGAGAGGAAUUAGAUCUUUUACUGCCAUACGAGUUUGUUUUGAACUGUGAAGCAGUUGGUGGUUUGUGAGGUUUCUGACCGAGGUGAGGAACAGCCUGAUUGGAGCUACUUUGCACAGUACUUACUACUCCACCAUGUCAGCUGAGCUUGAGGUCACCACAUCAAAUCGAGGUGGUCAGAAAAUCUGCCUGGAUGGCUUUAUGUACACUAAGAAGCAUGUUGCAAAAUCAGUGGAUGAGAUAGUUUUUCGGUGUGUCAAGCGGGCUAGUCUGAAGUGCCCUGGUAUACUAAAGACAACCAAAAGUCUUGGUAACCCUGAAGUUGUGACCUCGCAUAACCAUCUUUCUGACACAGUUGGAUGCCAAGUGGAGCAAGCUCGACAGGGUAUGAAGAGGAAGGCUUCGAACACCAAUGAUCAGCCUAAUCAGAUUCUCGCCUUCACAGUCGCGGCACUGCCCGCGGAGGUCAAAGCACACAUGCCUAGGUCUGAUUCUAGUAAGCGUGUCCUUCGUCGCAUCCGGGCUGCACACCGUCCCAAGGAUCCACAGUCUCUUCAAGAGUUGGAAAUCCCUGAUGACUGGACAUCCCACCUCCACUAUGACAAUGGACCAGAGGCAGAUGAGCGUAUUAUCAGCUUCACCACCCCCCAUCAUCUGGAACUGUUAGCACGCUGUGAUGAGUGGUGUAUGGAUGGCACAUUUUCGGUAGCUCCGAGACUCUUCACCCAGCUAUAUGUCAUCCAAGGUCGAGUCAACAGUGUUUAUCUACCUCUUGUGUACGUCUUGCUGCAACGCAAGACACAAAGUAGCUACGAACAAGUCUUCAGGGUCCUGGCGGAGAGUGGCUGUGAUCCCAUUUCAGUCAUCAUCGACUUUGAGAGGCCUGUGGAGCUGGCCCUUCAUGUGGUAUUCGGGGAGGAGGUCCAGGUGCGGUUCUGUUUCUAUCAUCUAACCCAGUCCAUCUGGAGGCAGAUCCAGCACCUGGGUCUCAAAAACCUAUACGAAUCCGAUGAGGAGUUCCGCCUCUUCUGUGGUCAGGUGGAUGCACUGGCCUUCCUGCCCCCAAAAAGAUGUCAAGGAUGGCAUGUCAUACCUUCGAUCUACCAUGCCUGAGGAGGCUGCUCCACUCUUGGAAUACUUUGACUCCACCUAUAUUUCAGGCCAACUGCGUCAUCGUCGUAACAUCACUUCCAAGUCAGGACACCUACAGCCAAUCUCGAUUCAUCUACGUCGCACGCCACCUAUGUUCCCGCCUGAGAAGUGGAAUAUGCACCACGCAACUCUAAACAACCAGCCAAGGACAAAUAACAUUUGCGAGUGGUGGAACAACAAGUUUUUCCGCCUGGUGGGACAUGCCAACCCCACGGUGUGGAAGCUGAUAGAGUGUCUGCAAGCUGACGCUGCCACUGUGGAUGAAAUUCUGCUGCAGCAAGAACGCGGCAUUCGCCCUGCUAAGAGGUUUAAGAAGAUAUACAAGGAAUUACACACCCGCAUCCAAAACCUGGUCAUCGAUUUGAAUGAAGGGAAGAAGACCAUCCCACAAUUCCUCCGAGGCAUCAGCUAUAAUCUUAGAGGUGGAGAUAUGAAUGCGUAGCAUGUGAACCUAUACUUUUUAAUGACAAUUUUAAUUUAAAAAAUGCUCUAUUGCAAUUUUUCAAAAAUGCUCAAUUACAUUUUAAAUACCAAUAUUUUUGUUGAGUUUAUCACAUCAAAUAUCCUAUCUUCCUUGGGUGGCGAUUUAUUUUUAAUUUAAUGGCCAAAAUGUCCGUGGCCAAAAUAUCCUACUUUCCGUGGCCAAAAAGUGGCAAGUUGCGAUUUGAUGGCCAAAAUGUCCGUAGCCAAAACAUCCGUGGCCAAAACAUCCGGCUACCGGGUAGAACACUGUCAGCUACCCUUGAUUGAUAAUUGGGCUCAACAGUCUACAGCGGUCGUCCUGUGAAAGAAGCCUGCCGACAAGGGAAAACCAGCAGGCCGAAAUCCAAAAUAAAUAGAGAGGCGCAUCUCUUCAAGAGUAAACGACAUGGGAAGCACACUAGUCAAAGGUGACCACUCAAGACACACCCCACCGGACGUACCCCUUAGGGCGCACCCCUUAUGGCGUACACCCUAGGGCGUACCCCUCAGGGCGUACACCCCAGGUCGCACCUCUCAGGGCACACCCUUCAGGGCGCAACCCUCCAGGGCACACCGCUUUGGGCACGCACGCCAACAAGGGAGCCAGCACCCAGCAACAUCCUCAAACAGCAGAGUAGAGGGGGCAACAGAGGGAGAGCAGGUGGGGGAUGAGCGCCAUCACCCCCAAACGCAGCUGCCUCUCAAACAGACCACCAGAACGAAUGCAGACCCAUAGGGGCAUCCUCGAAGCUAACACCCUCAAACAGCAGAGCAGAGGGGAACAACGGAGGGAGAGCCGGUGUGGGAUGUGGGCGCCGCCACCUCCGAACACAGCUAUUUCCCACAAGGGUCGUCCAUGAAACCAUACUCCCAAAGGGGAGGAGCAACCCCAGACAACAGAACAAGAUCGGAGAGUCAAACGAGCCCUGUGGACGAAACACCGCCAGAGACGUGACUUAAGCUACAAUUCCCGUACUCAAAAAGAAGAUAGGGAGGGAGCACGGGGAAGAAGGCCAGAGGAAAGGCCAGAAAGCCCAGCCCAACAAACCAACCUGAUGACCAACCUCACAGACACGACCAAAAGGAGCCGGCGGGAGGAAAACAAGUGGAACUCAGUAACCCAAAAGAUUAAUAUGGUAAAAAAAAAAAAAAAAAAAAAAAAAAAAAAACACCGCUCUUCCCUCUCCUAUAAAAGUACAGGGAAAAAAAGCGUACACCACAGAGACAAAAGACUACGGUACCCACCAAGAACAACCAACAGCAGAGACAGGAGAAAGCAACAGUUGGAGCGGCGACACUGGCAGGUGGGGGAGGAAGAUGGGGCAGAACACUCCGUGGUGGAUGCGCGUGAAUGAAUGAUGACUGCAGCUGAGAGAUGUGCUAGG
Scylla paramamosain (green mud crab) is the source of this 3330-nucleotide messenger RNA. RefSeq lists its product as uncharacterized. NCBI's taxonomy places the organism in Eukaryota, Metazoa, Arthropoda, Malacostraca, Decapoda, Portunidae. The record is from RefSeq and is a predicted model, not a curated record. The transcript is spliced from 2 exons. The coding region runs from base 467 to 1444 and encodes 325 amino acids.